AUGUUCGCUCGCCAGGCUUUCCGUCCCGCCCGCACCCUCACCAACUCCGUCCGCAGAUACGCGACCGAGGCCCCCAAGCAGAGCUCCAAUGCUGCUCUCUACGGCGCGCUGGGCAUCGUCGCCGCCGGUGCUGGCUACUGGUACCUGAACAGUUCCAAGGGCGCCGCUCCCGCACUUGCAGCCUCCAAGCCGGCCGAAAAGACCUUCAAGGGCGGCGACCAGGGCUUUGUUUCGCUCGUGCUCGAGGACGUCGAGGUGCUCAGCCACAACACCAAGCGUUUCCGCUUCAAGCUCCCGGCCGAAGACCAUGUUUCUGGUCUCAACGUUGCCUCCGCGCUGUUGACCAAGUACAAGGGCCCGGAGAUGGAGAAGGCUGUUCUGCGGCCGUACACUCCGGUCAAUGACGAGGAUUCCCGUGGCUAUCUCGACCUCAUCGUCAAGAAGUAUCCCAACGGCCCCAUGUCGUCGCACUUGCACGACAUGGCCCCCGGCCAGAGCCUUGAUUUCAAGGGCCCGCUCCCCAAGUUCCAGUGGGCCCCGAACAAGCAUGAGCACAUUGCCCUGAUCGCCGGAGGUACCGGCAUCACUCCCAUGUACCAGCUCAUUCGCGCCAUCGUCAAGAACCCCGAGGAUAGGACAAAGAUCACACUUGUUUACGGAAACGUCGGCGAGGAUGACAUCCUGUUGAAGAAGGAGCUUCAGGAACUGGAGAACACCUACCCUCAACGCUUCCGCGCCUUCUACCUCUUGGACAACCCGCCGGCCGGGUGGACCCAGGGCAAGGGCCGUGUCACCAAGGAGGUGCUCAAGACGGUGCUGCCUGAACCAAAGGAGGGCGAGAAGCUCAAGAUCUUCGUCUGCGGUCCGCCCGGUAUGUACAACGCCAUCUCGGGCAACAAGGUUAGCCCCAGGGACCAGGGCGAGCUGUCGGGUAUUCUGAAGGAGCUCGGAUAUGACAAGGAGCAGGUUUACAAGUUCUAG
Lasiodiplodia theobromae is the source of this 981-nucleotide messenger RNA. RefSeq names its product NADH-cytochrome b5 reductase. The coding region runs from base 1 to 981 and encodes 326 amino acids. The transcript has 4 exons. Gene Ontology annotation, biological process: ergosterol biosynthetic process. Lineage: Eukaryota; Fungi; Ascomycota; Dothideomycetes; Botryosphaeriales; Botryosphaeriaceae. The record is from RefSeq and is a predicted model, not a curated record. Gene Ontology annotation, molecular function: cytochrome-b5 reductase activity, acting on NAD(P)H.